CAUCGGGGACACGUGGUCGGUCCCGCACCCCAGCCAGGGGAAGUAGGGCCUCCCCCAGGGCACGCCACGUGUCUCCCCCAACAUCGGAGACACGUGGCAGGUCCGGCACCUCAGCCAGGGCUGGAACUACAGAGAUGACCGCCAGGAGGAGGCAAGAGGAGGAGGAAGAGACACCGGCCUCACAGAGGAGGCCAGAGGAGGAGGACGAUGGCGAUGAGGGCCCCAGUGGGCGAAUGGGGCGAAGAUUUUCCAGUGAAGAAAAUGCAGCACUGGUUGAUGAAGUGAUCGUGCAAUGGGAUGUGUUAUUUGGAUGUCGAUCCCAUUGCAUCAAUGCUGCCAGACGCAAAAAAUCUGGCAGCUAGUAACGGACAAAGUCAACGCUGUAGGCGCUGUACACAGAGAUCACAACACUGUGUACAAGCGCUUCAGUGACCUGAAGCGUUGGAUGCGGGCGAAGUUUGCUGCCAGGAGAGCAAAGGCCCAGAAGACCGGCGGUGGCCCUUUACCAUCUUUGAGGCUGCAGCCUUAUGAACGCCGGCUUCUGGCCAUUAUGGGCAGAGAGGUGUGUGAAGGUUUAGAAGGCUCACAUGACACAGACUGGAGAACACCACCGCGGACAGUGCCACAACCCACGGACAGUGACCAGGACCAGGACCUUGAUCCUCAGCAGCCCCAGGAAGAGGGUGAGGCUGCAGAGAGCCCUAGAGCCCCACAAGCUCAAGAACAUCGAGCUCCCCGGCGUUCCCAGUCGCCAGCCGUGCUACCUGUGGUGCCCCCCAGACGUGAUGCUGCUGAAGCAGGUGCUGCAGCUCCUGCUGCUGCUGCACCAAUUGGGGGACCACCACAGGAGCAACCACAGCGACUGGCUGAGAGACGUGGGCAGUAUGUGGGGCUUAUGCAACUUCUCAUCCAACAGCAACGCCGCAACAGUCUCUGGAUGCGAAGAUGGUUUGCUCGCAUCCAUGCCGGCUUCCAUGAUGGGAUGCAGAGCAUGGAGCAAACCUUCCAGAGCAUGGAGCAAACCAUCCAAAGAAGCAUCCAGGACCUGGUGGCGGCUAUUCGGGAAGUGGCUCAACAACCACGGGGUUCUGCUGAGGGUCCAGUCCCUGGUCCUGCUGCUGCUCCCCCUCCACCCCCUGCAUCUCCUCAGCAGCGCAGAGGAAGGGGGCGUGGAAGGGGACAAGGUCCUGUCCGAGGGGAUAAGCGCAAACGUCCCUAGCUCCAGUCUGUGUCACUUCUCAAACUGACACUCUUUGCCCAUUUUAUCCUGGCAAAGAACUUCGCCCAAUUCACGCUUCAGGUGUGACUUUGUCCGUUACCCAGCAAUGGGACUGACAUCCAAACAACACAUCCCAUUGUUUUAGACCAUGCUGCAUU
Molecule: messenger RNA, 1377 nt
Organism: Xenopus laevis (African clawed frog)
Lineage: Eukaryota; Metazoa; Chordata; Amphibia; Anura; Pipidae
Product: myb-related transcription factor, partner of profilin-like
Exons: 4
Coding region: 293-1219 (308 amino acids)
Source: RefSeq, a predicted model, not a curated record